Molecule: messenger RNA, 1585 nt
Organism: Chenopodium quinoa (quinoa)
Lineage: Eukaryota; Viridiplantae; Streptophyta; Magnoliopsida; Caryophyllales; Amaranthaceae
Product: zeatin O-glucosyltransferase-like
Exons: 1
Coding region: 51-1457 (468 amino acids)
Molecular function (GO): UDP-glycosyltransferase activity
Source: RefSeq, a predicted model, not a curated record
UCUAUAUAAAGCUACAACCUCAAGACCAAAGAUGUAACCCAAAACCCAAAAUGGCUAAUCAAAAUUAUGGCCUUAAACAUCCCUCAAUUGCAGCAAUCAUAGUACCCUUUCCAAUGCAAGGGCACCUCAAUGAGUCUCUCCAUCUUUCCAUUCUUAUAGCAUCAUAUGGUAUACCGGUUCAUUUUAUCGGAUCCAUAGCACACAAUCGCCAAGCCAAGCUACGUCUCCAUGGUUGGGACCCGAAAAAUACAAGUAAAAUGCACUUUCAUAACUUACAACUACCUUCUUUAAGCUCAAAUCCUCCCAAACUCAAUGCCUAUACUAAAUUCCCUGGGCACCUCCAACCACUUUUCGAUGCUUCUUUACAGCUUCGUAAACCUGUGUUUCAACUUCUACAAGAACUCUCAGCUAAGUAUCGAAGGAUCAUCAUUGUUCAUGAUACUUUGAUGGCUUCAGUUGUUCAAGAUGUAACACUAAUCCCAAAUGCAGAGUCAUAUGCUCUGCAUAGUGUCUCUGCCUUCACCAUCUUCUUCUACAUUUGGGAGUCAAUAACCAAGAAACCUUUCCAACUAGAUUGCGAUAUCCCAAACGACAAAAUCCCCUCGAGUGAAGGGUGCUUUACACCCGAGUUUGAAGACUUUGUAUCCAAGCAAUACAAAGUUUUAAACUUCGAGAGUGGAAGACUCUAUAACCCAUGUAGACAGAUUGAAGGUAGAUAUAUGGACUUACUAGAAAAGCUACCGACAAAUGCUAACAAAAAGCAAUUUGCAAUAGGACCUUUGCAUCCGGUGGAGAUAAAAAGCGGAUGCAGCAACAGCAGACAUAGAUGCCUCGAGUGGCUGGACAAACAAGAGAAAAAUUCUGUGAUAUAUGUGUCAUUUGGAACGAGCAUAUCGAUGACAGAAGAGCAGAUCAGUGAGUUGGCUGUUGGAUUGGAAAGAAGUAGGCAGAAGUUUUUAUGGGUUGUUAGAAGUGCUGACGGAGUAGAUAUUGCUGCAGAAAAUGAUGUGAGAAGGCCUCGGCUGCCAAAAGGUUACGAAGACAGGGUACUGGACAGGGGAAUGGUAGUAAAAGACUGGGCACCUCAGCUUGAAGUUCUUGCACACCCAUCAAUAGGCGGGUUCAUGAGUCACUGUGGUUGGAACUCGUGUAUGGAGAGCAUCAGCGCGGGAGUACCAAUAGCAGCAUGUCCUAUGCAUUCUGACCAGCCAAAAAACAGCAUUUUGAUAACAGAAGUCUUAAAGAUUGGCUUAUUAGUCAGGGAUUGGGAACAAAGAGCUAAGGGAGUAACAUCAACCUCUGUAGAGAGUGCAGUAAGACGAUUGAUGACAUCAAAGGAAGGAGAAGAGAUGAGGAAAAGGGCAAUGAAGCUAGGUGGUGCAGUCCGAGGAUCAGUUGCAGAUGGUGGAAGUUCUUGCUUAGAAAUGGAUUCUUUCAUUGCUCACAUCUGUAGAUGAUAAUCUUUCUCAUCAAAUUACACAAGAAGGGAUAAAAGCCGAUACAUGAACACUGAUUCUCUUAGUAAACUUGUCUUGUGGAUUGAAUACUAUUUUAUUGAUAAAUUGCAAUGCAGUUUUGCACGAAA